Messenger RNA from Coprinopsis cinerea okayama7#130, 1607 nucleotides. Its product is annotated as triacylglycerol lipase. Lineage: Eukaryota; Fungi; Basidiomycota; Agaricomycetes; Agaricales; Psathyrellaceae. The transcript is spliced from 12 exons. The coding region runs from base 240 to 1607 and encodes 455 amino acids. The record is from RefSeq and is a predicted model, not a curated record.
CUUACAUCCUCGGUGUUUUUGCAUCACCCCAAGUCAGAAUAGGGCGUACACAGCUAACUGGUCUCACCCUUUCCGAUGGCAUCGAAUUCUUUGGAGGGAUCCCUUAUGCGGAGCCACCUGUUGGACCACGGAGCUUUCGUCGCCCAGUCUUGAAGAGAAACUUCAAUACAACAGUAUUUGAUGCCACAACCUACGGAAAAGCGUGUAUGCAGGUGCCCAUCGAAAUCGAUGUCACAAAUAUGUCGGAUGAUUGCCUAACUCUCAAUAUUCAUCGACCAUCCGGCGUUAAACCCAACGCAAGACUCCCAGUGUUGUUUUGGUCUUACGGGGGAGCAUGGUCAUGGGGAGCCUCGUCUACAUACAACGGCAGCACGCUGGUCUCUCGAAGUAUUGAGAGGGGUACUCCCGUCAUUUAUGUCAAUUUCAACUACCGCCUGGGCCCCUUUGGGUGGCCACAGGGACAAGAAUCCGAAGACCAGGGCGUACUCAAUCUCGGACUUCAUGAUCACAUCGCAGCGCUACAAUGGGUACAGCACAAUAUUCACCACUUUGGGGGAGACAGAAACAAGGUGACGAUAUUUGGAGAAAGUGCUGGCUCGAUCAGCAACGGAAUUCUUUAUCUGAACUCAGGACUCGAGCGUCUAGCUCGCGGCGCUAUUUUCCAGUCGGGUCAGGCGAAUUCCGUUAUCAAUCCGAAGGCCUCGUACAGGGAAGACGUCUGGCAACGAUUGAUUCGAGCUAUGCCUUCCUGUGCAGCCACUUCAGAGUCCGGAUCCUCGAUUCCUUGUCUUAGGGAAGCGAGCUCCGUGGAGAUCCUUACUGCAUGGUUACAGAUUUUCCAAGAGAUCCAAGAUUUUAUCCUCUUCCUACCAACGAUAGAUCCUGCACGAGGGAGCUUACUUCCUGACUAUCCUUCGCGCCUAUAUAGCCAGGGUCGAUUCGCAAGGAUUCCCUUUAUUUCAGGAACGAAUUUGGAUGAAGGGACCGCAUUUGCUAACUCCAACCCAAACGCCACUGAAGAUAACAUCAAAGGUCAUAUUAUAGGUUAUAACUCACCUUCGCCUGAUGAGAAAGGCCUCGCUCGAGUUGUCGAUGAGCUGUUUGAUGUAUACCCCGAUGUCCCCUCCCUUGGUUCACCUUUUAACACCGGAGAUGAACUUUUCGGAUUAUCUCGUUCGUACAAGAGGCACGCCGCAAUCCUCACGGAUAUGGUUUUCGAAGCACCGCGUCGAAUGUGGCUUGAAGCUGCAACCUCGCGAGGCGUGAAGGCUUGGAGUUAUCUCUUCAAGCAACCUCAGCCCUUGGACAACCCGGCAUGGGGAGUCUACCAUUCAAGCGAAAUUGAAUUUGUUUAUGGACAGCCUCGGGAUCAGUCACCAAGUGCUAGGAACGUUAGCACGCUUAUGAUGGAUUACUGGAUCUCUUUUGCCGUCAAUUUAGAUCCCAACGACCGCCGUGGAUUGCGCAGACCUACUUGGCCUCGAUAUACCAAGAGGGACGGAACGUCGCUGCAGCUUCAAGGAGGAAACACAACAGCCAUUACAGACAACUUUAGGGUCCAGAAGAGUCGUUUCUUCAAUUCUCACCCUAUCUUGUUCCGCCAUUGA